AUGGCACCUGCUUUUGUACUGCUCGGCAACCCACUUCCGAAUGCUAAUGGCUUCGAAGCAUCCCAAUUCGAGCUGGCGCAACCGCCCAGCGACGCCAUCUCCUCGCUGGCGUACGCACCCGAUUCUCCCACGAGACUCCUGGUGUCAUGCUGGGACAAGAAGAUUUACCUCUACGACACACAUAGUGGAGAUGAGGAUGCUCCGGGAACCCUCCUCCAGACGAUCGAGUUCCGCGCCCCCGUGCUCGAUGUGACUUUCGGCGCGACAGACAAUGAAGCCUACACGGCUUGCUUGGACCACUGCGUAUACAGGGUCGAUCUGGAAUCAGGAGAGAAGCAAGUAGUAGCUCAACACACCGCUCCCGCGCGUUGCGUAGUGUACAGCACAGAGCAUUCCCUCCUCAUCUCCGCCUCUUGGGACCAAACCCUUCAAAUCCAUAACGCAAAGUCGCCAUCCGACGACAAUAUCACCGUCCAUCUGCCCGGGAAGCCACACGCCCUGGCCGUCAGCCCCUCGAAGGUUGUCGUUGCCAUGACCGCCCGCCUCGUUAACAUCUACGACCUGAGCCAGAUCCCCUCCCUCUUCUCCACGCCAGGGCCCCACGACAUCAAACCCUGGCAGCAGCGCGAGUCUUCUCUCAAGUUCCUCACCCGCGCUGUUUCUUGCAUGCCCAACGAUGCUGGCUACGCCACCAGCAGCAUCGAGGGCCGUGUUGCCGUUGAGUGGUUCGAGGACUCGGCCGAGUCCCAGGCCCGCAAAUAUGCCUUCAAGUGCCAUCGCCAAGCCGCCCCGGACGGCGAGGGCGACAUCGUCUACCCGGUCAAUGCCAUGGCUUUCCACCCUGUCUACGGCACGUUCGCUUCAGGCGGCGGUGACGGAACUGUUGCCCUCUGGGACGCCGAAGCCAAGCGUAGGAUGAAGCAGUACCAGAAGUUCCCGGACAGCGUUGCGGCUCUGGCUUUCUCCAAAGAUGGCAAAUACCUUGCCAUUGGUGUCUGCCCAGGUUUCGAGACCGGUAUGGAGGACUACAGUGCCGAAGGCAAGGCAAGCGUUUUCAUCCGCGAACUUGGCGAAACGGAGGCCAAGGGCAAGGGCGCGAAAUGA
This is a messenger RNA of Colletotrichum higginsianum IMI 349063, 1104 nucleotides long. RefSeq names its product WD repeat domain-containing protein. Gene Ontology annotation, cellular component: kinetochore; mitotic checkpoint complex; bub1-bub3 complex. Gene Ontology annotation, molecular function: ubiquitin binding. The transcript has 4 exons. The record is from RefSeq and is a predicted model, not a curated record. Lineage: Eukaryota; Fungi; Ascomycota; Sordariomycetes; Glomerellales; Glomerellaceae. The coding region runs from base 1 to 1104 and encodes 367 amino acids. Gene Ontology annotation, biological process: mitotic spindle assembly checkpoint signaling.